UCCCCGGGGGUUCGCCAAGCAAACCUGGAUCAACGCGGCGGUGCGUCGUGCUCCGGGAGAUUUACACCAUUUCCAGGUGGUCUUGGUAGGCAACAGCGACGUGCAAAGUACACAAGCAGUAGCCUCUGUUUACUCGUCAGCAACUGGAGUUUGGGACAAGCUCAUCUCAACGCCGCUUCCGUCCGAGAAUUCUGGUGUUCCCACCGUGGUUUACCCGGGAAUGCCUGCUGUGAUGGUUGGGGGUUCGUUUUAUUGGUUGCUUUAUGGGAAUUCACAAGGAAUCCUUGAAUUUGAUUUGGAUAAGCGGAGACUAGCUUUGAUACCCAUGCCAAUGGGAAACACUGGAGACAUGAGAGAUGGCAAUAUUUGGGUUAUGCCGGCAGAGGGUGGUGGCCUUCGUUUCGUCUUUCUGAGAGGCUUCCGUGCGCAAUUAUGGAAGAGGAGGACCAGUUGCAAGGGUGUUGCUUCAUGGUUACUCGGAAGAACUGUUGAAUUGGAUAAGCUACUUUCCCUGAAUUCAGAGAAGCAGAUAGAGCGCCCAAGGAUACUCGGGUUUGCUGAGGUCAAUAAUGUGGUUUUACUGGGGACACUUAGAGGCAUCUUCAUGGUCCAGUUUGAACUAUUGCAUUUCAAGAAAGUUAUUAAAUCCAACCCCUGGUAUAGCUAUUAUCCAUUUGAAGGUGUCUAUACUGCAGAUGGGGGCAUUGGUGGUGGACCAUAUGGAGCUAGAGUAUUGCACAAUAUGUAAGCUGAUUUCUCCUGAUAGACAUGCUAUCGUGAUGUAAUGAUUGAGCAGGUGUCUAGAAUUGUAUUCUGGUUGCUGAGAUUGAGGAAUGGGCUUUGCGAGGAGAUGGACCCUCUAUGUAGCACGCACCGGUCAAGUGGGAAGUCGAAUUGUACGAGUUCAUUGUUUUAUUUUUUAACCCCCC
Messenger RNA from Triticum urartu, 929 nucleotides. RefSeq lists its product as uncharacterized. Gene Ontology annotation, molecular function: protein binding. NCBI's taxonomy places the organism in Eukaryota, Viridiplantae, Streptophyta, Magnoliopsida, Poales, Poaceae. The record is from RefSeq and is a predicted model, not a curated record.